AGGGGGGAGCUGAUCAAGGGCAGGCAGGGGAGCAGACAGCAGAAAGCCGAGAAAUGGGUAGCCGCUAUGACCCAAGCAUUUUAGCAGCCAAAAAGCCAUGCCAUUCAUUCCAAUGAUCCAUCGAAAAGCAAGCAAACCCCAACCCAACACCACCGACUGACAGCCAGCCAGCCAGCCAAGGUUGAGAUCUCUAGUUGCUCAAAAGCUUGAGAUCUCUGAUCCCUCUCACUCCACCGCCAAGCUGAAUUGCUGAUUGAUUGCAUCAUCGUCUUCCUCCUCACACUCUCACACCUCCGUCACCAUCUUUGGUUGGUUGUCGUCCGGAAUCUGGAGUUGGUGGUGGCGACGAGGACACGAGGAAGGUGAGCCCCAGCCAGCACCACAUACCAUAGCGGCAACAGUCGCCCCGUCGUGUCGUGCUCGCACCUACACGCCUACUCCUAGAGUACACUACAUGCUGCUCCUGCUCCAUUAUUGCCUUUGCCCAGCUCUGCUUGCUUUCGCUUCGCCCCCUGGUCCUCAUCGCCUCCCAAACCAAUCAAGCAAGGCAAACCCCCCGCCUGCUGCUCGAUUUGAUCGAUCCUUCCCCCAUUUCCAUUUGGUUCCCGCUGGUACCAGUCGCCGCUCCUCAGGUUCUUCUUCUUCUUCCGUGCCCAUGCCCAGCACCCUGUGAUCUGAUCCGGGCAUUACUCCGCGGCUCGGCUGGCUCCUCCAGCCGGGGCAAGGAGCGGGGGAGGGAUGGAGGGGAGGCCGACGCGCCGCCGUGCCGCCUCCAGCCCCAGCCCCGGCCGCAACAAGGUCUGGGUCGAGCCGCCGGGCAAGAGCCACCACCACCAGACCCCGUCCCCGCCCCCGCCCCCGCCCCCGCCCCAGGCCCCCGCGGCGAAGAGGGUGGCCGUGGUGUACUACCUCUGCCGCAAUCGCCAUCUGGAGCACCCGCACUUCAUCGAGGUGCCGCUCGCCUCCCCGGAGGAAGGUCUCUACCUGCGAGAUGUGAUUAACCGCCUCAACGUGCUGCGAGGGAAGGGCAUGGCCUCCAUGUACUCCUGGUCCUGCAAGAGGAGCUACAAGAACGGCUUCGUGUGGCACGACCUGUCCGAGGACGAUCUGGUGCUCCCCGCGCAGGGCAACGAGUACAUCCUCAAGGGCUCCGAGCUCCUUGACCGCUCGCCGCCGCCAGAUCGGCAGCAGAACGGCAUCAGCAACCCAAAGGUCGAGGGCCUCAAGCACCCCAAGGAAGAGUCCCCUCAGUCACGUGGUUCGCAAGAAGGAUGUUCCUCCUCCUCAUCCCCGUCUGCCGUUGUCAAGGAGAUCUCACCUCCGCCUGCUACUCCACGGCUACAGCAACAGGCACAAUCAGCAUUGCUGCCGUCGUCGUCCACUUCCACCAACCAUGAGGAUGAGCAAUGCCAGACUACACAUUCAGGCUCAUCUGGCAACCAGUCCCCUGAACCUGCAGGGAGAAAUGCUCCACUAUCAGAGGCAAGCUCCCCAGGACCUUCGGAGUACAGAGUCUGCAAACCCAACGGAGCUCAGGAUGCCGCCACACAAACAGAUGAUAGUGAGAGAGAUGUUCCUGAGAAGGAUACUCGCUUGGCAGGACUGUCCAUGGAGGCUGGUACAUCAGAUGCUGAGAUUCAAGAAUGCCACGAAAGGACCUCGCUGGUGUUGCCAAAGGGACCUGAAAUCAUUCGAGAAUCACCAGCAGUGUGUUCGUCUGAUGCUUCGCCAGGUGGCAGAGUUGAGACCUUGGAGUCCCUGAUAAGAGCGGAAGCCAGUAGGAGAAGUAGCUUUAGAACACUAGAGGAGGAACAUAUGUUUGGUCCAAUGGGUGUGAAACUCAAGCCAGCCAAUUUGCUAAUGCAGCUUAUCACUUGUGGGUCUAUAUCUGUGAAAGAACACCGAGGCUUUGGGAUCAUCCCAACGUACAGGCCUAGGUUUACACAAGUUGAGUUCCCUUCUCCAGUGUUCUCCACUCCUGUGACAUUGCGACACCUUGACAAGAUCCCAUGUAAUUCAAGAACAAUUGCAAUGAGAGCUCCAGAGUCUGAAUGUUUCAGUGGGAGCUUGGCUGAGACCAAGAAGCAGGAUGAGUCUGAGAGAGGAAUCGACACACUCAAACGCUCAUCAUCUUAUGACGAGGAUAGGGUUUAUAGAGGAGCACAUUCCAAAAGUGACACAGAAAGCUCCGUGGAGUCAGGUAGCUUCAGGUGUCUCCCACAAACUAUCAGGAUUAUAUCUUGUAAGCAAUCGAGAACUGGAACAAUACUCUCCCCAGCCUCUGACGUGAGGAACAGCUCUAGUCGACAAGAAUAUAGUGCCAGAUCCUCGCCACUGGAUUCAUCAAAGAGUGCAAGCAAUAGGAUGACUGAUCCAUCACUGGGUAAACUAUCUUCUGCGAGAAUAGAGUCAUUCCACAAGGAAAAGGAUGUGAUCAAGAUUGAAGAAAGGCUUCCUUCUGGAGCUCGGGUUAUAAUCCAGUCCGCACCUUUGUGUGAAGAAAGUGAUGACAGCAAUGAAUCACUAUCUGAGUGAGAAGUGGGAAUGCAUUUGCUUUUGUUGUUAUGUGGAACGCUUGGCCUGCUGUCAUGUUGACCUUGCUGCAUUGAGUUGACUUGGAGUGAACCCCUGAAGGCAAAGAAUGCUGCUAUUCACUGCUCAUUUAGUUGUCUAUACAUGAUGGAUGGUGGGCGCCUGAGCUUUUCAGUCAGGGAUGGGACCUGGAGGGAGUCUGUGUUGGAUGGUAGUUUGGUACUACCCCUUUCAAUUGACUUGGGCACUCGUCUAAGUGGUUUUUUCCUUGUGUAACACCAUAUGUACUCGUGAUCAAUUAUAUGAAAUGGUGAAGCAGGUACGCGAGGCGUGUCUGGCUCUGCAUUGUCUGAUCCUCAGUACCAUGUUUCAGAAGUCUGAACGUGAAAUGACAGUAUCUAGCAUCAGGCAAGGCUGUGCUUGUUAAUUUCCUUGUAUAUGUUUGACUGUUGAUUGCCUUUUGUACAACCAAGUGAGUGAAGAAACAGGUGUUUACUAUUCUGCUGCA
Molecule: messenger RNA, 3040 nt
Organism: Panicum hallii
Lineage: Eukaryota; Viridiplantae; Streptophyta; Magnoliopsida; Poales; Poaceae
Exons: 7
Coding region: 739-2535 (598 amino acids)
Source: RefSeq, a predicted model, not a curated record